Molecule: messenger RNA, 3183 nt
Organism: Plasmopara halstedii
Lineage: Eukaryota; Oomycota; Peronosporomycetes; Peronosporales; Peronosporaceae
Exons: 2
Coding region: 1-3183 (1060 amino acids)
Biological process (GO): cell adhesion; proteolysis; sucrose catabolic process
Cellular component (GO): membrane
Molecular function (GO): metalloendopeptidase activity; sucrose alpha-glucosidase activity
Source: RefSeq, a predicted model, not a curated record
AUGAAGACAACCAGAAAUAAGGAUUUUUUUUCUAUUGUAAUUGUGAUACUCAUCUCACUAGUAAAGGGAUGUAUUCAUGAUACAAUUGAACAUCAAGUGAUUGACAGUCAUCAGCAUUACGGAGAUGAUCAUCCUUUUGAGGUUCAACGAAAACUUGCCGACGAUGAUUUCAGCAAUAUCGAAAAAUACGAGUCUACUGCUGCUAAAGAUGCUUUUAAACCGAUUCGAAUAACUCCUUACUAUGACAAAACAACGCUUGAUAUCCUUUCCAAACAAAAGCGAGAUGUGCUUUACAAAAUCAUUCCUGAUGCCAUUAGCCGAUUUCAAGCUGCGCUCGAAGUUAUGCCAGUGCAAGGAAAUUUAAUGGCACAACACACGUGCGAGACGCAAUGGAUGACAUCGCCUCCGAUUUGCAAGACAUUACUACAGAACGAAAAAUGUCUUGAAAUGCCGAUUCCAAAUGAACAUUUUGGACACACACGAUUUUGUACAUCUUGUCCUAGAGAAGGUUGUGCAGGUGGAAAUUGUGCCGUUUCAGAAGCAAAAGGGAUUGCCAACACGGACUUUGUACUUUACAUUCGGGCUGCCACGACAAAUUAUUGUGCCAGUCGUACACUGGCCUAUGCGUCGUCAUGUCAGAAGGACCAAUACGAUCGACCUACUUUCGGUAUGGCAAACUUUUGCCCUUCUCAGAUAAGCAUAUUACCUGAAGAUCUCGAAUCACAAGUUUCGACGGCCAUGCAUGAAAUAACGCACGCUUUAGGAUUUUCAGCUCAAUUUUUCCCAUACAUGCGACAUCCGGAUGGUACACCACGUACACCUCGUGACUCAAAUGGGCGACCACCAAUUUACAAGUCGGGAACAUGCCCAAAUGGUUCACCCAUCGAGUACUACAUUGCACCUAGUACACAAACAGUGCAACACUCGAACGAACGAGGACAUGUAGUCGCGAAAAUGGUGACACCAAACGUUGCAGCGUUUGUCAAGUCGCACUUUGGUUGUAACUCAUUAGUAGGAGCUGAAAUUGAGCAACAAGAUGAUUCCGGAUGUCUUGGCUCGCAUUGGGAAGAACGAAUUUUUGAACCUGAGUAUAUGACACCAGUCAAUAGUUUUCGUAAUGUCUUUAGUGCAUUAACUUUGGCUUUUUUUGAAGAUUCUGGUUGGUACCGAGCCAACACAUCAACUGCUGGACGAAUGCAUUUUGGAAGGAAUCGUGGAUGCAAUUUUGCAAUGGAAAAAUGUAUUAAUCCCGAUACGGGCGUAUCAAUUGCGUUGGAUCAUUACUGUAUGAGUAAUAGUGUUGAGAGUUGCUCUGUGGAUGUGUCUUCGGUAAUUAAAACGUUUAGCGUCUUUGUCACUUCCUUUACUUUCAACUCGCAAUUCGCUCAAGCUCAAGAUGUUUUAGAAGCAAAGCCUGGAACUUCCUUGUUUGAACAAUUUCGUCCAAUUUAUCACUUUAUUGCUCGCAAAGGCUGGAUGAAUGACCCUUGUGCACCAUAUUAUGACAAGAAAACUGGAUUCUAUCACAUGUUCUACCAGUUAAAUCCAACUUCGUCAGUAUGGGCCAAUAUGACUUGGGGUCAUGCUAUAUCGAAAAAUCAAGUGAUGUGGAAGGAUUUACCAGAUGCACUUCGCCCUAAUGAAGACAAAUGGGAUCAUCUCGGUGUUUGGUCUGGUUAUGCUAUGCCCAAUGCCAUUGAUGGCAAGGAUACGGUAUUUUAUACCGGCGUAACUGCUCUGCCUAAUUCAUGGGACUUAGAGUAUCUUUACGGUGAACACGUGAUGUAUGCUACUACAGAUGAUAAUGGUAUGACUUGGCAGAAAGGGAGUAAGCCAAUAAUCGAAUUACCACCAAAAGAUCUCGACAUUAUUGGGUGGCGAGAUCCCAUGCCAUUUCACUCUCAGUCUCUUGACGUCUACUUUGGCUACAAUGUUUCCAAUUGUAGUAGUAACUACAUGAUUUUAUCGGGAGGUAUUGGUAAUGGGACUGGUCCACGUAUCUUUUUGUAUCACUCGAAAGAUUAUAAAAAGUGGGAGUACAAAGGCUAUUUGCUUUCUCAAGAAGUUGACACCAAUUUUUCAGGUUAUAGUGAAAGUUGGGGCAACAUUUUUGAGACUAGCCAGUAUCUCGAGAUAAAGGACGAGGAUGGUCAACUUCAUAAUGUCCUUCUCUUUUCCGCGGUAGAAGACUCGGAUCGUUACGCGAUGUGGUCAACGGGUUCAUUCUCGAGCUAUAACGUUGAUCAAGAGUUUGAUGUUGAUACAAGUUUAUUCAGUCCUUUGAUGGUUGGUGUGACGGAUCAUAGUGAAUGGUACGCAAACAGUAUUUAUACUGAUAAAGAUGGAAAGAAUGUUUUGAUCGGAUGGAUUACUGAAGACAAUAAUUUUACUACUGGACAACCUCAAGGAUGGGAUGGAAUGCUUUCACUACCUCGUGAGGUCAGUAUCAUCAUUCUUCGUGAUAUUUAUGAUGUCGACGAACAUUUGGUUGGAAAAGGAGACUGGAUAGUGUCGGAUUCGAACGAUGUUGUGUGCUCUGACGGGUCAAAGAAAACGAGCAAGACAAUCAAGACUUUAGGCAUUAAGCCAUUGAGUAAUUUGCAGUUACUACGCAAUAAAGAUUCAUACGAACACGUUGCCAAGGUGCAUGUAAAUGCUUCAUCAAAAGUAUUAAAGUCGUCCGAUACUUCGUUUGAGCUAAUUGCUGAAGUAACGGAAUUUCAACGUGGUAGCAAAGUUGGUUUUGAAGUUCGUCGUAGUUCGUAUGGUGAUGAAGUGACGACUAUCAUGUAUGACGAUUCUUUGAAGAAAGUGAUUAUUGAUCGUUCAAACAGUUCAACAGCUGAUUGUCCAGUAUUUACUGACUAUGAAGCUACGCCUCAUUCAAGUGCUGUAUGGGGUCAUUUCUAUUUGUAUGACCUAUUCACGAGUGCAGAGCAAAGUGAAGUUUGUGAAAGUACCCGCGAGACACUAAAAUUUCACGUGUUUGCUGACGUGUCGAUUAUUGAGGUGUUUGUGAAUGACCGUUUUUCAUUGUCAGCUCGUGUGUAUCCAUGUGCUACUCAAACAGAAUCUGACGGUAUUGCUCUAACAGCUUCAAGUAACGCGACAUUUGAAAACGUACAAGUUUGGACGGAGCCGAAACACGCGUGGGCUGACAAACGCAUGAUUUCCUCUUACUAG